AUGGCUUCCGAAGGUACUUCAUGGGGCGCGGAGGAUAUUGGGGCGCAGGGUGAUCAAGUUCAGCAUAGCGAGGAACAAGUUGAUAACUAUGCUCAAGACUCUCUUGCCUCUGGUGAUGCCGAUGCAGCGGAUGAUGGUUCAGAAGAUGAGGGGGGAGAAUACGAUCCCGAGUCGGUCACAAUUGGCACACCUGCACCAGUUGCCGAACCAGCUUCUUCUGGUACUCCUCAACGCCAGGCUUCUAAGCCCAAGAUGUCGGGUGGCUUCAUAGUUGAGGCUUCUGAUGACGAGGAUGAAGAUGAAGAUGAGCAACCUGCCAAUGCCGCUCCUCAAACGGAUGCAGUCCCUACCCAAAACCACCCUGGCCCUUCCACUGCGUCUGAUGAACACAUUUCUGCAGCUCCAACUCAUGCUCCUGUCCCUCCUGCUGUCCCUUCCAAUGUGACACCGGCCUUAGCUGGUCUCGAUCCUGUUGCUCUUCUAGAAGCCCGUGUCAAAGAGGAUCCCCGUGGGGAUAUGGAUGCCUGGCUCAACUUGAUAGCCGACCAUAGGCGUUCCAGCCGAUUGGACCAGGCUAGAAGUACUUAUAACCGCUUCCUCGAGAUCUUCCCUCAAGCUGCUGAUAUUUGGGUCGAUUAUAUUGAGAUGGAGCUUGGACUUGAUAACUUUGUCGAUGCUGAGCAGCUUUUCGGAAGAUGUCUCAUGACUGUUCCCAAUGUGAAGCUGUGGACAGUCUACCUAAACUACAUCCGUCGUCGCAACGACUUGAACAAUGAUCCAUCUGGCCAGGCUCGCCGGACGAUCACUCAGUCUUACGAAUUUGUAAUUGACAACAUCGGCGUGGACCGAGAUUCCGGCAACAUCUGGCAGGACUAUGUACAGUUUGUCAAGAAUGGACCAGGCCAAAUCGGCGGAACAGGAUGGCAAGAUCAGCAGAAGAUGGACCAGCUGCGCAAGAUAUAUCAGCGUGCUAUCGCUGUCCCCAUGUUGACCGUCAACAAUCUCUGGAAAGAAUAUGAUCAAUUUGAAAUGGGACUGAACAAAAUGACUGGCCGCAAAUUCAUCCAAGAACGCUCGCCAGGCUACAUGUCAGCCAAGAGUGCCAAUAUCGCAUUGGACAACAUCACUCGGCACCUCAAGCGCACUAACCUCCCAAGGCUCCCACCUGCUCCUGGCUUUAACGGAGACCAGGAGUUCAAGGACCAAGUUGAAAUGUGGAAGAAAUGGAUUACCUGGGAAAAGGAAGACCCGCUUGUGUUGAAGGCCGACGAGCCGAAGACAUACAACCAGCGAGUCCUCUAUGUCUACAAGCAAGCCUUGAUGGCACUGCGAUUUUGGCCUGAGAUUUGGGUUGAUGCAGCCGAGUGGUGUUUCCAAAACGACAUUCGUGAGAACGACAAAGAGAUGGGCACAGAAUUGCUACUAGAGGGUAUCCGAGCAAACCGCGAGAGUGUAUUGCUUGCGUUGAAGCACGCUGAUCACAUUGAAGUGAACUACCCAGGCAAGGAAGUUGACAAGGCCGAGUUUGCGCAAGCUGUCCGCAAGCCCUACGAUGAUGUGCUCGAAACAUUGUACGAGAUGGGCGACAAGGUCAAAGAGCGGGAGAAGUUGGAAGUCUCAACACUGAAGCAAGCGGCGGCACAAGAUCCGGUCCAAGCAUCUAUCGAGCAAAACGAUGGCGACGACGAAGAUGACAAGCCCAAGCGAUCGCCUAUGGAGGAGCGCAUUGUUGCCAUCCAAAAGGGCUAUGCCGCUGAGACGCAACUUUUGUCACGGACGAUUUCCCACGUCUGGAUUUCUCUGGCAAGGGCUAUGCGUCGCAUCCAAGGCAAAGGCAAUCAGUCAGAGGGUGGUUUGCGCAAAGUAUUCACCGAUGCCCGCCAAAAGGGACGACUCACAAGUGAUGUGUACGUCGCUGUGGCUUUGCUCGAAUCGGUUGUUUACAAGGAUCCAGUAGGCGCCAAGAUCUUUGAAAGGGGUGCACGUCUAUUUCCCAACGAUGAGGUAUUCAUGAUAGAAUACUUGAAGUAUCUCCAUUCCAAGGAUGACACGACCAAUGCGCGCGUGGUUUUCGAAACCUGUGUGAACCGCCUAAUUUCUAAGCCAGAAACUCUAUCAAAAGCCAAGCCACUCUAUGCCUACUUCCACAAAUACGAAUCGCAAUUUGGCGAGUUGUCACAAAUCGCCAAGCUGGAAGAGCGCAUGGCAGAGCUCUUCCCAGAGGACCCCAAGCUCAAGUCCUUUGUCGCCAGAUUCUCAACUGAGAAGUUUGACCCAAUUGCUGCCCCAAUCAUCAUCUCCAAGGCAGUGCAAAUGCGACCAAAGCAAAUUGUCCCUGUCGUUGAACAGCCUGUUUCUCUACGAAACAGCCCGAUGCCAGCGCGGCAGGAACAAAGCCCCCGUCCUCAGUAUGUCCGGGCCACUGCUUCACCAAAACGUCCUCUCGCUCUUGACGAUGAAGAGCUCAACCCCCCGAAGCGACUUGCUAGAGGCGCCUCGCCGCUCAAGGGUGCUGCAGGCCGCCGUCUUGACCAGCAAAGACGAAACCAAGCAUCGGCGUUGCACAGGGACAUCACUUUCCUGCUUGGAAUCCUUCCACCAUCUCAAAGCUUCGAUGCCCCGCGGGUUAACCCUGCGUCCUUGGUGUCUCUCCUCCGGGAUACUCAGCUUCCUGACUAUGCUACACUGAAGGCUGCUGGUGGUGGUCAGCCGCGCUUUGGCAACCCUACGCAUGCAAGACAAGUAUCUGGCGAGUUUGCCAAUCGACCAUUGAGCCCAUACGGAAGAAUGUCGUCUGCAGCCGGGGGGUACAGGAACUCGCCAUUGCGGCCAGAGAGUGGAAAUGCCUAUCCAACAAACCCCUAUCCUCCUCCUGACGCAAGCGGACAGCCGUCUGGAUGGCCGCAGGUACCCGGUGGCUACAAUGCGCCGGCGCCUGGACAGUUUGGAGGAUACCGAUUCUGA
Messenger RNA from Fusarium coffeatum, 2964 nucleotides. RefSeq lists its product as uncharacterized. Bases 1 to 2964 code for a protein of 987 amino acids. Gene Ontology annotation, cellular component: nucleus. The transcript is spliced from 4 exons. Lineage: Eukaryota; Fungi; Ascomycota; Sordariomycetes; Hypocreales; Nectriaceae. Gene Ontology annotation, biological process: mRNA 3'-end processing. The record is from RefSeq and is a predicted model, not a curated record. Gene Ontology annotation, molecular function: protein binding; mRNA binding.